AUGAAGCGCUAUCCAAGGCUCUCCAAUCGCAAACCUGAAAAUACAAGUAUAACUAGAUCUUCAGCUUUCAACAGAGCCAAUGAGGAGGAAUUUUUCAAUAAUUAUGCCUCAGUGCAGGCGACAUGUAAUUUUUCACCAGAUCGUAUAUGGAACACUGAUGAAACGGGUAUAACCACAGUCCUUCAAGCACCGAGAGUGAUAGAAGAAACAGGAACAAAAGCUGUAGGACAAUCCGUAUCCGCUGAACGAGGAUCUCUUGUCACGAUAUGUGGAAUAAUAUCGGCUGUCGGGGCUUCAAUUCCACCUCUUUAUAUCUUUCCUCGUGUGAGGAUGAAGGAUCAGUUCUUGUACGGUGCUGUUCCUGGGGCUGUUGGUUAUGCUGAGAAAUCAGGAUGGAUGUCGACCAGAGUGUUUCUCAAACUGUUAGAGCAUAUACAAAAACAUACGAACAGUGGCCUCUCAAAUAAAAUUCUGCUGCUGAUGGAUAAUCACGAAACGCACGUCUCUAUUGAUGCCAUCUUGUAUGCAAGAGAACAAGGAAUUGUAUUAUUGUCGUUCCCGCCACAUUGCACACAUAAAAUGUAG
Harmonia axyridis is the source of this 585-nucleotide messenger RNA. RefSeq names its product MFS-type transporter clz9-like. Gene Ontology annotation, cellular component: nucleus. NCBI's taxonomy places the organism in Eukaryota, Metazoa, Arthropoda, Insecta, Coleoptera, Coccinellidae. The record is from RefSeq and is a predicted model, not a curated record. The transcript has a single exon. Gene Ontology annotation, molecular function: DNA binding. Bases 1 to 585 code for a protein of 194 amino acids.